Messenger RNA from Symphalangus syndactylus (siamang), 684 nucleotides. RefSeq lists its product as uncharacterized. The record is from RefSeq and is a predicted model, not a curated record. NCBI's taxonomy places the organism in Eukaryota, Metazoa, Chordata, Mammalia, Primates, Hylobatidae.
AUGACCUGUAACCCACAUACUCCACCUACCAUUCCUUGCCCUGCGCCCAGAGCCCAGUCCUGUAUCAGCCCUUUAUCCUCACACACUUUUCUACAAUGGCAUUCAAUAAAGUGCACGUGUUUCUGGUGCUGCUGCGACUUCACUUGGGGAGGGGUCCUGCUGAGGGUUCAGAGCGUGGUUCUGAGACUGAGCAACUUGGUCAGCCCCUGCACUGCCCCUUCUGGCCUCUGUGCAGCUCUUGGGGACGGGGCAAGUGCUCAGGCCUUCUGGUUUCGGGCCUCCCGCCGUGGGCAGCAGCUGGAUCCAGGACCCUGGGAGGAGUUCCUGUGUCCUGCAGGUCUCAGCUCCGACUCAAGGUGGGCUCUUUUCGGGAACGUCAGUGCUGAGUCCGGGACACCCUGGGCCCAAGGCCACAUUCUCGGCCUGUCAGCAAUCCAGGCUGUCGGCUCAGGACAGAGGGAAGGGUUAAGCCCCCAGCAGGGCCAGGGAGGGGCAAGGUGGCACCGGCUCCCCAGCUGCUCCCAGGCCCCGCUCUGUGGUGCUGGGGACCUGGCUUUAGUUCCUCGGGGUGGAGGGAGCACCGAGCUGCCUGCCUCCGAGCUGUCUGGAGCAGCCAGUCCUGCACAUGUGGGCAGCUCAGGCCCUGUGGGAGGGAGAGGGCUUUGUGCCCAGGGCAGCAGCUGA